AUGAGCUUUACCCUCCACUCGGUUUUCUUCACCCUAAAGGUGAGCAUCUUUCUGGGCUCCCUGGUUGGGCUCUGCCUGGGUCUGGAGUUCAUGGGUCUCCCCAACCAGUGGGCCCGCUACCUGCGCUGGGACGCAAGCACACGCAGUGACCUGAGCUUUCAGUUCAAGACCAACGUAUCCACUGGGCUGCUCCUGUAUCUGGAUGAUGGUGGUGUCUGUGAUUUCCUCUGCCUCUCUCUGGUGGAUGGCCGAGUUCAGCUCCGCUUUAGCAUGGACUGCGCUGAGACAGCCGUGUUGUCCAACAAGCAGGUGAACGACAGCAGCUGGCACUUCCUCAUGGUGAGCCGCGACCGCCUGCGCACUGGGCUGGUGAUUGAUGGCGAGGGCCAGUCUGGGGAGCUACAACCUCAGAGGCCCUACAUGGAUGUGGUCAGCGACUUGUUCCUCGGUGGCGUCCCUGCUGACAUCCGACCUUCUGCCCUGACCCUCGAUGGCGUACAGAACAUGCCUGGCUUUAAGGGAUUAAUGCUGGAUCUCAAGUACGGCAACUCAGAGCCGCGGCUUCUGGGGAGCCAGGGUGUCCAGUUAGAAGCAGAGGGACCCUGUGGUGAGCGUCCCUGUGAAAAUGGUGGGAUCUGCUUCCUCCUGGAUGGCCAUCCCACCUGUGACUGUUCCACCACUGGCUAUGGCGGCACACUCUGCUCAGAAGAUGUCAGUCAAGGUCCAGGCCUUUCCCACCUUAUGAUGAGUGAACAAGCUCGAGAGGAGAACGUGGCCACUUUCCGAGGCUCAGAGUAUCUGUGCUAUGACCUGUCUCAGAACCCCAUCCAGAGCAGCAGUGACGAAAUCACCCUCUCCUUUAAGACCUGGCAACGCAAUGGGCUCAUCCUACAUACGGGCAAGUCGGCCGACUAUGUUAACCUAGCUCUGAAGGAUGGCGCAGUCUCCUUGGUCAUUAACCUGGGCUCCGGGGCCUUUGAGGCUAUUGUGGAGCCCGUGAAUGGGAAAUUCAACGACAACGCCUGGCACGAUGUCAAAGUGACACGCAAUCUCCGGCAGGUGACAAUCUCUGUGGAUGGUAUCCUUACCACAACGGGUUACACUCAAGAGGACUACACCAUGCUGGGCUCAGAUGACUUCUUCUAUGUUGGCGGAAGCCCAAGUACUGCAGACUUGCCAGGCUCCCCUGUGAGCAACAACUUCAUGGGCUGCCUGAAAGAGGUUGUUUAUAAGAAUAAUGACAUCCGUCUGGAGCUGUCUCGCUUGGCCCGGAUUGGGGACACCAAGAUGAAAAUCUACGGGGAAGUGGUGUUCAAAUGUGAGAAUGUGGCCACGCUGGACCCCAUCAACUUUGAGACCCCGGAGGCUUACAUCAGCUUGCCCAAGUGGAACACCAAACGUAUGGGCUCCAUCUCCUUUGACUUUCGCACCACUGAGCCCAAUGGCCUGAUCCUCUUCACUCACGGGAAACCCCAAGAAAGGAAAGAUGUCCGGAGCCAAAAGAACACAAAAGUUGACUUCUUUGCUGUGGAGCUUCUAGAUGGCAACCUGUAUUUGCUGCUUGACAUGGGCUCAGGCACCAUCAAAGUGAAGGCCACUCAGAAGAAAGCCAAUGAUGGGGAAUGGUACCAUGUGGACAUUCAGCGGGAUGGCAGAUCAGGUACCAUAUCUGUGAACAGCAGGCGCACGCCGUUCACCGCCAGCGGUGAGAGUGAAAUCUUGGACCUGGAGGGCGACAUGUAUCUCGGCGGGCUGCCAGAGAACCGAGCUGGCCUUAUUCUCCCCACGGAACUCUGGACUGCCAUGCUCAACUAUGGCUAUGUGGGCUGCAUCCGGGACCUGUUCAUUGAUGGGCGGAGCAAGAACAUCCGGCAGCUGGCGGAAAUGCAGAAUGCGGCAGGCGUCAAGUCUUCCUGUUCACGAAUGAGCGCCAAGCAGUGUGACAGCUACCCCUGCAAGAACAACGCGGUGUGCAAGGACGGCUGGAACCGCUUCAUUUGCGACUGCACUGGCACUGGCUACUGGGGAAGAACCUGUGAAAGAGAGGCAUCCAUCCUAAGCUAUGAUGGCAGUAUGUACAUGAAGAUCAUCAUGCCCAUGGUGAUGCACACGGAAGCAGAGGAUGUGUCCUUCCGGUUUAUGUCGCAACGAGCCUAUGGGCUGCUGGUAGCCACUACCUCCAGGGACUCUGCGGAUACACUGCGUCUAGAGUUGGAUGGUGGGCGUGUCAAGCUCAUGGUUAACUUAGACUGUAUCAGGAUAAACUGUAACUCCAGCAAAGGACCUGAGACCCUGUACGCAGGUCAGAAGCUCAAUGACAAUGAGUGGCACACCGUCCGGGUGGUGCGGAGAGGAAAAAGCCUUAAGCUAACAGUGGAUGAUGACGUGGCCGAGGGUACCAUGGUGGGAGACCACACCCGCCUGGAGUUCCACAAUAUUGAGACCGGUAUCAUUGACGGAGAGCGUUACCUCUCUGUGGUCCCUUCCAGUUUCAUUGGCCAUUUCAGGAGCCUCAUGUUCAAUGGCUUGCUCUACAUUGAUUUGUGCAAAAAUGGGGACAUUGACUACUGUGAACUGAAGGCUCGUUUUGGGCUGAGGAACAUCAUCGCUGACCCUGUCACUUUCAAGACCAAAAGCAGCUACUUGACCCUUGCCACCCUCCAGGCCUACACCUCCAUGCACCUCUUUUUCCAGUUCAAGACCACUUCAGCUGACGGCUUCAUUCUUUUCAAUAGUGGCGAUGGCAAUGACUUCAUUGCAGUUGAGCUGGUCAAGGGGUACAUACACUAUGUGUUUGAUCUUGGCAAUGGUCCCAAUGUGAUCAAAGGCAACAGUGACCGCCCCCUGAAUGACAACCAGUGGCACAAUGUUGUCAUCACUCGGGACAACAGCAAUACCCACAGCCUGAAAGUCGACACCAAGGUAGUCACUCAGGUCAUCAAUGGUGCCAAAAAUCUGGAUUUGAAAGGUGAUCUCUACAUGGCUGGCUUAGCUCAGGGCAUGUACAGCAACCUUCCGAAGCUCGUGGCCUCCCGGGAUGGAUUUCAGGGCUGUCUGGCCUCUGUAGACUUGAACGGGCGCCUGCCUGAUCUCAUCAAUGACGCUCUCCACAAGAGCGGGCAGAUUGAGCGCGGCUGUGAAGGACCCAGUACAACAUGUCAGGAGGAUUCAUGUGCCAACCAAGGCGUUUGCAUGCAGCAAUGGGAAGGCUUCACCUGUGACUGCUCGAUGACAUCAUACUCGGGAAACCAGUGCAAUGACCCUGGUGCCACGUACAUCUUUGGGAAAAGCGGUGGCCUCAUCCUCUACACCUGGCCAGCGAAUGACAGACCCAGCACACGCUCUGACCGCCUGGCUGUGGGCUUCAGCACCACUGUGAAGGAUGGCAUCUUGGUGCGCAUUGACAGCGCCCCAGGACUUGGAGACUUCCUCCAGCUUCACAUAGAACAAGGGAAAAUUGGAGUUGUCUUCAAUAUCGGCACUGUGGACAUCUCCAUCAAAGAAGAGAGAACCCCUGUCAAUGACGGCAAAUAUCACGUGGUGCGCUUUACCAGAAAUGGCGGCAACGCCACACUUCAGGUGGACAACUGGCCAGUGAAUGAACAUUAUCCUACAGGCAACACUGAUAAUGAACGCCUCCAAAUGGUAAAACAGAAAAUCCCCUUCAAAUAUAACCGGCCUGUAGAGGAGUGGCUGCAGGAGAAAGGCCGGCAGUUAACCAUCUUCAACACCCAGGCUCAAAUAGCCAUUGGAGGAAAGGACAAAGGACGCCUCUUCCAAGGCCAACUCUCUGGGCUCUAUUAUGAUGGUUUGAAAGUACUGAACAUGGCCGCUGAGAACAACCCUAAUAUUAGAAUCAAUGGAAGUGUUCGGCUAGUGGGAGAAGUCCCAUCAGUCUCGGGAACAACACAGACGACCUCCAUGCCCCCUGAAAUGUCUACCACUGUCAUGGAAACCACCACCACCAUGGCUACAACUACCACCCGCAAGAACCGCUCUACAGCCAGCAUUCAGCCAACAUCAGAUGACCUUGUUUCAUCUGCUGAAUGUUCAAGUGAUGACGAAGACUUUGUCGAGUGUGAACCGAGUACAGAUAAGAGUCUUUCCACUUCAAUCUUCGAAGGUGGCUACAAAGCACAUGCGCCCAAGUGGGAAUCCAAGGACUUUAGACCUAACAAAGUCUCGGAAACUAGUAGAACUACAACCACAUCUUUGUCCCCUGAGCUGAUCCGCUUCACAGCGUCCUCCUCGUCUGGGAUGGUGCCCAAAUUGCCAGCUGGCAAAAUGAAUAACCGUGAUCUCAAACCCCAGCCUGAUAUAGUCUUGCUUCCGUUGCCCACUGCCUAUGAGCUAGACAGCACCAAACUGAAGAGCCCACUAAUUACUUCCCCCAUGUUCCGUAAUGUGCCCACAGCAAACCCCACGGAGCCAGGAAUCAGACGGGUUCCGGGGGCCUCAGAGGUGAUCCGGGAGUCCAGCAGUACAACAGGGAUGGUCGUCGGCAUUGUGGCUGCUGCCGCCCUCUGCAUCUUGAUCCUCCUGUACGCCAUGUACAAGUACAGGAACAGGGACGAGGGGUCCUAUCAAGUGGAUGAGACGAGGAACUACAUCAGCAACUCGGCCCAGAGCAACGGCACGCUCAUGAAGGAGAAGCAAGCCAGCUCCAAGAGCGGCCAUAAGAAACAAAAAAACAAAGACAAGGAGUAUUAUGUGUAAACAUAACGCCUAUCGUAUGUGAAUUUCAAACAGAUUUAUAUACACACACCUGAGUACUUUGACAAUGAGACUUAACUUGUCAGAUGUGUUCUGUGAGACGGGGUACACCACGACUAU
This is a messenger RNA of Arvicola amphibius (Eurasian water vole), 4833 nucleotides long. It is a transcript of the gene Nrxn3, whose product is annotated as neurexin 3. NCBI's taxonomy places the organism in Eukaryota, Metazoa, Chordata, Mammalia, Rodentia, Cricetidae. The record is from RefSeq and is a predicted model, not a curated record.